Molecule: messenger RNA, 740 nt
Organism: Octodon degus (degu)
Lineage: Eukaryota; Metazoa; Chordata; Mammalia; Rodentia; Octodontidae
Product: tumor necrosis factor receptor superfamily member 13B-like
Exons: 2
Coding region: 1-567 (188 amino acids)
Cellular component (GO): plasma membrane
Source: RefSeq, a predicted model, not a curated record
AUGUGGAUUGCUUGGGCCUCAUGGAAAAAGGACUAUGGCAUGGCCUAUGAGUAUGGACUGUGGGUGGUGGGGGGUGGCUGUGGCCAGAAGCAGGAGGCACUGCAAGGGAGGCCCUGGAGAGAGAUUCCUCCUGAAACCAGGAUCUCCCGCUGUCUUCCAGCCCUCCUAGGACCAAAGCUGAGCAGUGACCAGCCGGCCCUGAUCUACUGCACUCUGGGCCUCUGCCUCUGUGCCAUCAUCUGCUGCUUCCUAGUGGCAGUGGCCUGUUUCCUCAAGAGAAGGGGUGAUGCGCUCUCCAGCCAGCCCCCCACAGGACUAUGCAGAGCCCGAGACAAGUCCUCCCAUGACCCUGUGACGGAAGCUGGUGGCCCUGCGUCGCUCGAACCAGUGGAAACGUGCAGCUUCUGCUUCCCGGAGCGCAGGGCGCCCACCCAGGAAAGCGCGGGUGCACUGGGGACCCCAGGCACCACCACAGACCAGGGCACAUGGGGGCGCUGCACAGGGACAGGCGGCUGUGGUCUAGGCGUGGUGUGUGCGCCUGCCCAGGAAGGGGGCCCAGGCGUGUGAAGCCAGGGAUGGGAGGAGACCAAGAGAGGAGGGGAGAGACAAAAGAAGGAUGAGUGGCAGAGGGAAAGGGAGGAAAGAGUGCGGACAAGAUGCCAUAUGGGAGGACAGAUGCUUUUUGUCCCCUGACCCAGUGCAAACCAUAGGGCGACAUCGCCUACACACACUCGGGGAAC